AUGAAAACAUUAAUUCACAAAGUCCUAAAGUAUCCGUGUUUGGACGGUGCUUUAGUAGCUUGUACUUUUUACGGGAACCGCAGCUGGAUAUUGCAGAUGAGUGAAAACUCCUGCUUAUAUUCCAUUUCUGUUGCUGCUGAAACUUUGCUCUCGGAACCCUUUAUAGCUUUAGUAAACUCGAGACUUGAUGAUGAUCGCCUAUUCAUCAGGGCGCAUUUUCUGUCCGCCGUCUAUUGUGUCGCUCUGUCAGGCAACGGCCGAUUGCACAUUUUCAACUUGGCCGCUGUUGUAUGCGUCGGGGUGGUUACUCACUUUCCGUUUAUCAAGGAUUUCGUCCUGAUAUCCUCGGAUAACACAACAUAUGAUCAAGCGUACCCUGGUUUACCCAAAACCACCCUGGCCAUCUUGCGUGACCCAUCUCAGUCUGAUAGAUCACUCGGAGAUUUGGAAUCCAACAAUGCUUUAAUUGAGAUAGUGCAGUUUCCGACUUACGAUGUUUUACACACGCUUUGUGUUGACAAGACAUGUUGGUUGUUACCUGGAACGGAUCUUAUUUCAUCGGGAGAAAAGGACGCAAAGCGUGUCCUCUUCGCCGAAUUGACUCGCUCUGCCUCAGGUGUCGAUAUAUUGUCUAUAAAAUCAGUCCAGUCAAUUACUCCAACAGAACGGAUUCUUAAACUAGUAGAAGAAAAGCAGUUCGACGAGGCCAAGAAACUCCUGCGGAACUUCCAUUUGGACUCCAGCGUGUAUCAGUCCGUAAUAUUGGCAGAGCUUCGGCACCACAUGGAAUGUCUCGGUCGUUCCCCUGAAUGUCCAGACUCUGAUGGCAGACAUCUCAGUAUCGAGGACGGCAACCAAUUGAUAGGAUGUUUGCGAGAGAUCGAUCGCGUGCAACUGGACGACGUUCUGCUCGCCAAGUUGAUCAGUUUGGAUAUGCCGUGUUCCGAUCUACAACAAAACUUGUUGCUGCUUCUUAAAGAAAAGUUACUUACUGCGACCGAAGACCAAAUGAGCAUCAAAAGGGAACUGGUUGCACAAGUCUUUCAUCGACUCAGACGUAUUAAGACGUUUUUGAUACUUCAUGGAUCCAGUCGAUUUGAGCCAGAGAUCUGGAAGCAGUUUGUUUAUGCGGAUGUGUACAUUCUUUUCGUUCGCUUGCUGGCAGAUGCCAAUCGGCCUGCCGGCUAUGACCUGAGUAAAGCAUUCCUGUUUUGGGAGCUUCACAAAGACGAGUUAACAUCGAUGUUGAACCAUGAAAACUUGGAACGCCUGCUGGACUUCUUCUCUCGUCGACCGUUGACAUAUCCGAACGAUGCAUCCCUCCGUGAUGCUGAAACGCACUCAGAUCUCGUUGCUGUUGAGACAGCCGUGCAACGAUGGAUUCGUGGCGAGCUCUUACCUGCUAUGGUGCGCAGAUGUCCUGAAUCCCUUACAGCAUUGGCUCAAUUCAUAGUGAAUCGUGUUCGCCAACUAGAAUCCCAUCACAUUGGCACUGCAUCGAACACUGCCCAAGCUACUGCGUUGGUUCACGAAACUUGUCCUUUUGUUUGGCCGUCUGCUGCACUCACUUGGAUCGAAGAUUUGCUCGCAGCCACAUAUUGCCCCCAAGACCAGCAGUUCCUUUGCGAAACUGCGGGCGAUACUGUUUGUCGCUACCUGUCCGGGUUGGCCAGUCUAGAUCCGGAAAUCGAUCCUUUCUUUUCGCUCAGAAGACUUCGCGAACAGCUCCUCAUCAUUGAAAAUUUAAGCACAACGUAUAAAUUACGGCUGACAUUGGACCGUUGUGACGGCGAGACUGAGGAGUCCAUCGCAUAUCGUAUCCUGGAUAUCUCCUUUACCGCUGGUACGGCCACCUCACUCCGACCGGAUCCCAUCACACAACGGUAUCUCACAGAUCAUUCAAUCGAUGAUGAAACAUUUUACAUUGGUUACUCCAUCGUUGCAAUCGACAACAUCAAAAAGCUCAUUCAUUCACCCUUCCCAAACGUAUCCCUUAUGAAGGAGCAGUGUCAACCUUCCUCCAACGAUGAUCUUCAUUCGUUGUUGCAAAAAGUUUGCAUUGUGGCCUCUUGGCUUCCUCACGGUCUGGGAAGCUGGCGUGUCGUCACCGGUCUCGCAGCUGUUCUCCCUUUGCCUUGGCCUCAGAACGUUGUAAACCUGGUGGAAACGGAAAUCGACCACUUCUCGGUGUCUGGAUCUCAAGAGAGAGAAAUCACAAAUUUCACUCGGCUUCGGCGCCUACUUAACCUAUCUAAAGUAUACCACAUUCUCCAACGUUAUGAACUUGAGCAUUUAUACUUGACGGAGGAUGACCUCGCUGACGCUUCGGAACUGCUCAAGCGUGCAGUGUAUCGUAUUUUCCUGCGUUCACGCGACUCUCCGGACAAGGCAUUCCGACCAAUCGAUGAGGUGGCUCUUAACGAUGCACGUUUGUUGACUCAAUUGCUCAUCGAUCGGCCAGUUUGGGAGCUUUAUUUCACUCGUCUCCGUGUGGUUUUGGCACUUGAGUUCGCCCUCAGUCCAACAGCCGACGAUUUAUUUACCUCCUCAAGCAUCGAACGCCGCUUGGCAUAUGCCCUGGCUGAAUUUGAUGAAGCGUGUUACAGUUUCCCUGGCUCUUCUGUUCGCCGACUUCGCUUGAGAAAGCAUCUCGUCGCAGUGGCAUUUCAGUGGAUCGGCGUGACCAGUCAGUUGUAUCCAAGUGCUUCGCCAGAGGCUCAGCUGUUGGCUGAACUUCAUGUUUGCUUGGCUCACUCGAUUGCACCAUCCAGCUCCUCUACGGUUCCUCCGCAUCAACUGCUCGCAGCUCGUUUGCGUCAGUGGCUUACGGCGCACUACUCUUGCGUUGGCAACCUCAUUGAUGCGCCAUCUGCCAAGUUGUACCGUUGCAUUCACUAUUCAGCUGGUGAUGCUCCCUUGAAUGAACGAUGCAGACUUUCUGCACUCCUCGCCUCGAGUCAGUUACAGGAUGUGGAUUUGGCUUGCGUGACAAACUUUGAGAUUCCGGCUUCUAUCAAACAACUGUAUCGGAUCACACUACCUGAAUUGCAACCUAUCUUGCGAGAACAAGUCGUUGAAUGGACCUGUUUUUCCCUGCUCAUUCGGCGUGCCACGGACCUCUCACUGGCUUGUCCUUUGAGUGCUGCAUCUGUGGCAUCAGUUUUCACCCAGCUGGAUUAUUCGCUCACACUUCUGGGCAAACUGCUGAAGUGUUUAUCAAAACACUCUACACAUCGGCACGCUUGUUACACGCCAAUCACCAGAUGUGCAUCACCAAUGAGCGGUGGUCUUCCCGAUCUUUUCAACACGUGCAACACAUGCGCUUCCUUGUGGAACUCUCCGCUUGCUCACACUGGUGCUGUGUUGAACUUGUGGUGCGAAACCCUCAGCUUUCAGCUUCUGAAGCCCACCGCGUUAGAGGACAUUUUGGACUGGGAUUCUCUGCACCGUUGGCUUUGCUACUGCUGUUCUUAUUUCGAACAGCUGGUCCAACUUUGGCACUGGACUGGUGGUCAAAGUCAACUGGCAGGCUGUUCACGCAUUUCGAGCCAAAGCACAUGCACCGGCGGAUUCCAAAUUGGCACUCCCCAGUUCACAGCCAUCCAUCAAAUCUUCCUCGCUUUCAUCGGCUACUUCCGUUCCACAGCAAGUGCCAUCUCACUAACUCAUCUUCCACCCGGUUCAUACCGACAAAGUCCACUGGAAAAGUGGAUGUAUGGCUCUCUGUUCCGGGAAACUGCUGUCGUUCCGUCCAUCAACGAGGUUGUCAAAUGUGUCAGGAUAUCGCUAACCUGGUUGAGCGACGUUUUCUCUUGGUUGUUAAACUGUCAUUCUUCUCGGAGCUCUGUGACACCAAAUGAUAGUACAUCUACUUCGCUCGGUACUUCUUCAGAGAUUUCGUUCCAGUCUCAGCUCACGAAAGGUGCCUUGGAAUUAUGUAAUUCCUGGGCCUGGACGUUUGGUUUGCCUAUUACAGCCUCCUUGCCUUUGUGCUUUGGCUUUAAUCGUUUAGUCUACGGUCGACCGGGGCAAAACCUAUGGACCUACGGUUUGUCAUCCGACAGCUUCUCGGACCCGUCAGCCAACGUCAGCGUUGACAUCACUUCCAAUCAAUGGCAUGAGCAUUGUACUCGUGUAGUUUCAUCGGCGUUUAUGAACGUACUGAAUCCACCGGCGGGCGGUUACUUGGACCAGACCUUCGCUCUCUGCUUAUCCUUAGCUACGUCCGUUGAAGAAGCUAUUGGCACAGUUCGCAAUAUCAUCUCGUCAAGUCGAAGUUCACCGAAGAAAAUGUUGGCACUCUCGGCUAUAGUGUACGCCUACCUGGUGGCCUCGUCCAACCGCAAUCCUUCAUUGCUUGAAUUAUCCCAAACAAUGGCGAGGACUUGGCACUGGACCACCAUCCUGCGAUCCUUCAAGGUGAAUAUGGUGCAAAAUGAGGUCCCCUUCGAGGACAUUUUGGAUCGUUUAUGUCGCAUGGUUCCUUCGAUAGAGCACGCCGCUUACCAUUCACCCGUUGCAGUGUUGUGGUCGAAAAAGAAGUCUUCACCGCAACCAAUCCCCUUGCCUUCUCUGCGUUUGCUUUGGCGUUUUGCGAACGACUUUCGUGUGGUGAUUGAACCUUAUCUUGUCGCUCAUCUGAAACUGUUAUUCAGCCUUCCGUUGGCUCAUCCAUCGCCUGAAAAUACCAGUAUCCAACAAUUUUGGGUAAUUAUGCGCGCCCGACCAAUUUUCAAAUACCUCUUACUCCAAAUGACUAAGGGAUCUUUGAACACCGACUUGAAGACUCUGCUGGAAGACCUGAUCCAGUCCACAUCCCCCUACGAUCAUGAACGCCUUCGUUUCAUCUUCUCUAUGCUCAGUGAAUGCAGCUCUUCGUCAGUGGAUCAACGAUGUGUUCAAUUACUCCAUCUACUUGGAACAUACCAAGGCUCUCCAACCACCUUCCCUGGCGGGGAUGAGAACGAACCCUACUUUACUGACUUCCCUCAUACUCGGGACCUUACUACCCUUCCGAUUCAGCGUCGUUUGCCCUACCAUCAGCUGUUCACGGACACACUCCCCACGAAAGUGAUCCGUUCCGAAGUACGACUUCACACUUUGAAGUUUUGGCUCCGCGUUGACAAGCUUAUGAAGUGGAAUUCUGCCGACGAUCUGCGGCUGUUGGCAGCAAGGAGUCUCAUAAAUCGAUACGAAGAAGCAAAACUACUUCCAUUGACCCAACGUGGCGUGUCGAGCUAUCGCUCGCCUUCGGCGACUCUCGGUUGGGAUCGUUGUCUUCCAUGUCUGGGUGCUACUGAGGGAUUGUUCAAGUCGCUCCGACUACUAUUGUCCUCUGUGACAAGCCGCAUGAAAGUGAUAUCCUUCUUAACAGAAAUAAAUCAGCGGCUGGUGUAUGGUCCACACAAGCUCGCAGUGGCUGAAAUCGCACGUGAUCUUGCACAGUCUUGGCUCCUCAAGGCCGAUGAAGAGCUCCGUUUGAAAUUUGCUUCGCAGUGUGAUCCAUCUGAUUCGAACAUUGCCACCCCGUCAGAUUCAGAAGAUGGUGAUAGUCUACAGACUGCAGACCAGCUUCCAGCCUCCAUUAAAUACUGGCAAGACGUGUUUGACAAGGUGGAUUCGAGGCACAAACAGUUGGCCAUUGAAGCAUGCUUGCACGAGCAUCAUCUGGUCCACUGGGACGAAGUACUUCAGAGCACACACGAACCGACGAAAUUGAUUGUGAUCCUGUUGUCAAAGCUUGCCUCUAUUGCAUCAAAGGAAUCAACCUUUUCUCAGGUCAAUGAAUGUAAGCCCGUUUAUGGUGUUGGUCUCCGAACCCGUGCACUGCGCGCGCUUCCACUGCUCGCCAAACUGGCUAGCCUCGACCUUCGCGAACUUGGCUGCCGUUUGGUUUUGGACCACCUCCAACUGCCCAGUCGUCUACUUAGCUCUAUCGGAGGGAUUUGUAUCCAUGCAAACACAACUGAUGCGAGCUUUGCCCCGGAUCUUACCAUGACAUCAUUCGUUGGUACUUCGCCCGAGGAUAUCACACUAAAUACGACGAUGUUGCCAAGUGUUGGGCCUAGUUGGUCCGAUUCCCCAUCCCCAGCUCCUAAACACUAUACACCUCCAACAACUGAGGAUUUUGUGUUGGCGGAGUUCUUAUUACGGAUCCCAGCUGUACGUGAGGAACUGCUGCCUCUGUUACACUCGUUUGUCUUAACAGAAGACUCGAGUGCCAGUUACGUCCACAGGUGGCGUGCAGCUCAAUGUGUAUUGCGUUCACAGCUUGGUUUCGUCUUCUGGCCACGUCUUUCUUCCGCUGAGCUGCACUCAACUUUAGUUCGGCUUGUUUUACUGGCCACCUGCUGCACGGUGCCUGCCCAUCAGCGAUUACUUCUCCGUCUGUCAAGGACGGUAACUUCCCAGUUGGGUCACUCAUUCACCUGUUUAUGUCCCGAAAGUGUCACUAAUUGCAUCGAGCAGUUGUUGAAUGCUGAAGUUGACCUGCACGAAGCACGAACAUUGGCCGGCCUUUUAGUCAUGGAAUUUCAAGUGACCGAUCGUUCCAUUAUCACCAGGUGGAUGAAGUUGCUCCUGUUGACUCUAAAAGAACGUGAUACAUUGUGUACAGUUCGCCUACUGCAGUAUCUCUGCUCAUCUUCCGCCCCAUGGGACGCUUUUGCUUGGCUUUGGUCUGGCGAAAUUACUCACCAACAUAUCCGGGAUCUCAUACGCUACCUUAUUGUUUCUGCUUUGAAUGAUGGCUGCAGCAGUGCGGCACCCGACAUUCCAUUUAACCGCAUAUUGUUCACUUUGCUGAGCCUUCCAUUCCACGAUCCUUUAUUUGAGCGCGUCCUCGUUCAGGUUGCUUCGCAGAUCAUAACCUCUUCUUCGUGCAGUAGUCAGAGGGUUAUAUUAUUUGUCGCUGCGCUGCAUUUGUUGGUGACAAACUCCACCGACCCCGAAGUCGCACAGGCCAUCCGAAAAACCUUUUACCAAGUAUUUGGACCUGCCGACGAGGAAACCUGGAAUGUAUUACUUGCAAAGGCUCUAUCAUCAAGCCAAUUGUAUCUAACCGUUUGUACUUUCAAAAAUGUUAUCUGAUUAAACGCGAUGUGUUUUCAUUCAUACGUACUUGUGCACGCACUGGUUAGUAAUAUCGGACAUGUACUGAAGUCUGGUAAUCUACUUUCUUUGGGGAAGCAUUUUUAUGGCUGGCGGCGUUCCUUCUCAAAUUGUACCCCUCCUAAUCGUCGACUAAAAUGCUAGCUUUUGGAUAUGUUCGUUACAGGACAGCAUGGCAUACGAUAUUUAGCCUCACCCUGUCUCAUUAUGCAUAAGAUUGAAAAAGUUUGAUUCCCUGGGAAUAAUAUCCUAACUGC
This is a messenger RNA of Dicrocoelium dendriticum, 7367 nucleotides long. Lineage: Eukaryota; Metazoa; Platyhelminthes; Trematoda; Plagiorchiida; Dicrocoeliidae. The record is from the annotation of a GenBank genome assembly.